AUGCCGCGAAUUCGCACGGCACAUAAGUUCAGCGAGAGGCACCGAACUGGUGAUGUCUUGGCCGAUGAACAAGUGGAUUUCAAGUCUCUUCUUCUUUCUCCUGAUGUCUUGAAGGGACUGAGUUCCUCUGGAUUCGAACGACCCUCUCCGAUACAGUUAAAAGCCAUUCCAUUAGGAAGAUGUGGCUUGGGUAUGUAUUGCUGUGGUUGUGCUAAAUUCGAAAACUGUUAGUGUACAGUGGUUGGGCUAACAUUGGAACCCUAAGGGCCUCUUUACACGAGUCUUGGCUGAAUUGUAGCCCAGGAUCAAUCACCGCAAAGAAUCCUAAACAUAUCCAAUUUACACUAACCCAGCUUGCCAGUCUGCAUGCGGCACCAGCCUUUGGUUCGCUUCAAGAUCGACUAGGGUCAGUCUUUCUCCCGUUGAAAAUCUGACAACACUGGCUAUAAGUCGACAAAAAUACGUUCAGUUUGACGGAAUGGUGGAAGAUCAUGAUGUAGAAACAAAAAAAAUAUAGAUUAUUUGAGUGCAAGUCCCAAGUUUAAUAGUUAAAAAAUAGAAUUCAAUUCCUUUUGAGAUUGUUUGAUAUCUUGUUUUGUAGAUUUGAUAGCUCAAGCCAAGUCUGGAACUGGCAAGACCUGUGUGUUUAGUGUCAUUGCCUUGGAAAGUGUUCAGCUUGACAGCAGCAAAACCCAGGUAAAACAUGCAACAAAUUAUUUUUUCAAGCUAUAUUUCUUUAAAUUGUAAACUUUAAAUAGACAGACACAAAAAUGGUGUUAUCAAACUGCAAAAACAUUUAUCUCACUGUAAACAUGUCUCUUACAGUUCUAGGAUUCAAGUGAAGUAAUGAUCUUUGCAGCUGAGCUGAAAUUUUUAGCAAUUGCAGAAAAAGAACCUGGAAAAAUUAUGUCUAAACUUGCUGCUCACCUGCAAGAAUCAUUACUCUACUUAAUUUUCAAUACGCAGGUCAACUGAAAUGUAUUUCAUUAGAAAUUGAGUUUCUAACAUGAGAGUCUAUGUUGUAAUCAAAUUUCCCCUUGGUUUAAAACUCCUCAAACCAGUUGAUUUUGUGUUUUGCUGUCUCAUGUUUAUUACUAGCAAUAACCUUAACCUAAAACAGUGGGUGAUAAAGAAAAUUGUAGUGAAAUAUUCUACACCAAGGAGAAAUUUGACCAAUCAAUACUACACAUCUCUACAUAAACCUGCAAAUGAUUCUGUUCUAAUGCAAUCCUGUAAUCAGGCAAUCAUGUAA
Pocillopora meandrina is the source of this 1252-nucleotide messenger RNA. NCBI's taxonomy places the organism in Eukaryota, Metazoa, Cnidaria, Anthozoa, Scleractinia, Pocilloporidae. The record is from the annotation of a GenBank genome assembly.